Messenger RNA from Lolium rigidum, 237 nucleotides. RefSeq names its product 30S ribosomal protein S6-like. Lineage: Eukaryota; Viridiplantae; Streptophyta; Magnoliopsida; Poales; Poaceae. The record is from RefSeq and is a predicted model, not a curated record. The transcript has a single exon. The coding region runs from base 1 to 237 and encodes 78 amino acids.
AUGGCCCGCCGCACAGCCUUCGCUCUCGCCCUGCUGCUCCUCGUCGCCGUGGCCGUCGCGCCACUGGCCAAGGCCAAGAAAUCUGCCAAGACGGAGGAGAAGGCCGCCGACGCCCCUGAAGCUGACGCGCCGGCCGCGGACGCGCCCGCUGAGGGUCCAUCGGAUGGACCGGCGGGCGCCCCCGGCCCCUCUGAGGGCAUCUCCGGCCUCUCGGACGAUGACGACAACGACGACUGA